Aethina tumida (small hive beetle) is the source of this 1360-nucleotide messenger RNA. Its product is annotated as zinc finger CCCH domain-containing protein 15 homolog. The record is from RefSeq and is a predicted model, not a curated record. The transcript has 4 exons. Gene Ontology annotation, biological process: cytoplasmic translation. Gene Ontology annotation, molecular function: mRNA binding; metal ion binding. NCBI's taxonomy places the organism in Eukaryota, Metazoa, Arthropoda, Insecta, Coleoptera, Nitidulidae. Bases 92 to 1276 code for a protein of 394 amino acids. Gene Ontology annotation, cellular component: cytosol.
CCAACCUGCUUUGGGCAUACGGUAUUUGACAAAUGUCAAAUUGUAUGCUUUCCAUGUGGAAUAUCUGUUACCGAUUUAUAUAUUUUAAAGAAUGCCACCCAAAGCAAAACCUGGUGCUCCUAGCAAAAAGACAGAGCAGAAAAAGAAAGAAAAAGUUAUUGAGGAUAAAACAUUCGGAUUAAAAAACAAAAAAGGUGCAAAACAGCAAAAGUUCAUCCAACAAGUGGAGAAGCAGGUUAAGUCCGGCGGCCACCAUCCUCUCUCUGAAAACCAAAAGAAACUUGAAAAGGAAAAGAAAUUGAAGGAACAAAAGGAGCUUGCAUCACUCUUCAAGCCUGUUCAGGGCCAAAAAGUUGACAAAGGUGCAGAUCCAAAAUCAAUUGUUUGCGCCUUCUUCAAGAAUGGCCAGUGCACCAAAGGAGAUAAGUGCAAGUUCUCUCAUGAUUUGACCAUAGAGCGCAAGGCUGAAAAACGUUCCCUGUAUGUUGACAUGAGGGAUGAUGAUGAAGAAACUAUGGAGAACUGGGAUGAAGAGAAACUGAAAGAAGUUAUUGAAAAGAAACAUGGUGCUAAAGGAGGUAAAAUGCCCACAACUGAUAUUAUUUGCAAACAUUUCUUGGAUGCUGUUGAGAAAUCCAAGUAUGGUUGGUUUUGGCAGUGUCCUGCUGGUGAAAGCUGCAUCUACAGACAUGCAUUGCCACCUGGUUUUGUUCUGAAAAAGGAUAAAAAGAAGAUGGAAGAACAAAAGGAAAAGGUCACUCUGGAGGAUUUGAUUGAGAAAGAGAGAGCUGCACUUGGUCCAAAGCAAACAAAAGUUACAUUGGAAACAUUCAUUGCCUGGAAAAAACGGAAAAUCCAAGAGAAGAAAGAUGCUCUCAAGAAGGAGGAAGAUAAGAAGAGGAGUGAUUUCAAGGCUGGCAGACAAGUUGGAUUGUCUGGAAGGGAAAUGUUUAGCUUUAACCCAAGCAUGGCAACUGAAUAUGAUAUUGAAGAUGGUGAUGAAGCUAUUGAUUCAUCCAAAUACACUAAUGAAGAUGAAAAUGAACAGAAUAUUGUUUACAAGGAGAUUAAUCUUGAUAUACUUGGAAAUGAAGCUUCUGAAGUGGAUGGAAGUGGAACUGUUGCAAGUGAUGACAGGUUUAAGAAUGAACCAACAAGUUCAUCAACUGCAAAUGGAGAAGAGACUUCUGCAGUACCAAUAAAUGAGAACCUGUUCUUAGAUGAAGAUCUAGAUGCUUUGGAUGAUGAAUUGCAAGAUUUGGAGAUAGAGGAGUGAAUUAAUUAAAAGUAAAUUUGUAUGGCUCAGAUCAUGUUAAUACAACAGUUGGUUAUGUAUGUGUAAAUAAAUUAUUGAAUACAG